AUGAAGCGAGGAGUAGGAACUACUUUUGAUAUUGUUUCAUUUGCAGUAGUGUCAACAUUCCUAGCAUUUGCCGCUUUAGUGUUAUCAUCAAGAAAUAUGGUACUUGCAAAACAAAUUAAAAAAGAUACAACAAGACUUACUCCAGGAAAGCCAAUUUUUGCUAGAGCUAUUAUUGAUUCAUUGUAUAUAGUUCCUGUUGCUAAAGAAGAAAGUAAAGCCACUACAUUUGCCUCAACAUUAGCCGGUUUAUUUUCAUCUUUCUAUAAAGAUACAGGAUAUUCUCAGAAAUACAUGAAGGAAGAUCAAUAUUUGCAGUUUUCAGCACAACAUAUCGACAAAAUCCUCGCCAAGCAUCCAAAAGCAACAGAUUUACAAGAAUUAUCACAUGUUAAAUCGAUAACAGAUGAUUUAUUACAUCCAAUAGGCUCAAAUAGUGCUGUUAAAUUCAGUUUCAAUGUGCAAUUCAAGUCAAGCAACAUCAGAGAUAUAAAACAAAAAAUUGUUGAAGCGAAUUACCCAAUAGCUAUCAAAUACACCAAACUACAAGAGAGAUAUUUCUUCCCAUGCACUCUAGAUCUCUACAAAUCGAGUAAAUCCUGUGAAUAUUCCCAAACUACUCCAGAAACAUUCGAAAUUCCAUUUUUGAGCAGCUCAGACUAUACAUUUUCCAGAUCAGGCAAACAAAUUCCAGUAGAAAACGAAACAUUACUAAUUGUUGGGUAUUCUGAUGAAUAUAGUCCGAAAUCUUUCGUCAACAUCAGCCAGAAAGAGAAUACAAAGGGAGCUUUCUUUGUUAGAACCAACAAUUGCAAUCAUGGCCACACAUCUGUCUUUUUAUCGAAUCUUUUGACAUCAGAAGAAGAAAGAAUCCUUUGUCCCAAUCUCAGGAACCCAAUGAACUGGGUACCAACAACACUUCAAUGCCUCAAAGAUACAAAGGACCCGUCAAAAUGUCAGAUUCCUCAGAAAUUCAAAAGAGGAAAUAAAACCGUCACUUUUGCCGAUACGUUAAUUUGUACCAAUUCCAAGUACUGUGAUACAUCAUCUAAGUACGCAUUGAUUGGUUAUGACCGCCCACUCAUUUCUUUCUCUAAUACGGGUGUUCCUUUAGCAACAAUUGCAAAGAUUUCAGAUGAUAAUGUUGUUUCUGAAGUUUUAGAGACAUUACCAUUCCAGCACUUAAAUCUGGCCUUCACCAUUAAGGAUUUCCAAGAAAAUUCGAAAUUUUGCGGAUAUUCUGCUUUGAUGUACGAUGAAUUAGACACAAUCAUCCAAAGUGGUACUGGGACAUGGAUAGCUUAUGGAGUUCAAGCUACUUUUCCAUCUUCCGCUUAUUCUAAGGAAUUUUCUAAAUAUUAUUCAAAAUUUUCUUUGUAA
This is a messenger RNA of Trichomonas vaginalis G3, 1377 nucleotides long. RefSeq names its product papain family cysteine protease domain containing protein family. NCBI's taxonomy places the organism in Eukaryota, Parabasalia, Trichomonadida, Trichomonadidae. Bases 1 to 1377 code for a protein of 458 amino acids. The record is from RefSeq and is a predicted model, not a curated record. The transcript has a single exon.